AUGGCCCCAAAAGAACCGACCCGCGCACAGCUCUCCUCGCGCCUAACCUACACCUCCGGCCAACAACCCGCCUUCCUGCGCCGUCUACAGAACAAGAUUGCCGGCACAGCCGACUCGGAAGACGAGUUCGAAGGAGAAUACGAAGAUGAUGGGUCGGGCCGACCGCCGAUUCCGCGGCGACCGGCUAUUCCUGAACGGCCGGAGGGGGAUGAGGGGAGUGAGGAUGAGGAUGGGAGGGACGAGGCGCCGCAGAUUGUUGUGCUUAGGGAGGGGAAACAUUUGAGUGGGUGGGAGGUUGAGAAUGAGAAGAGGAAGGCCAAGGGUCUCCCGCCUCUACCUCGACCCUCCUCUCCCUCGGCCGACGCCGACGCCGACAAACCCGAACCAUCGACAACUGAACCUCCGCCAAAGAAAGAACGCGAGAAGAAAGGCUUGAACUUCUCAACUUCUGGUGCUGCGCCGAACAAGUCCAAGAAGCGGAAGGUUGUGCCGGUCGGCGGGGAGGACGAGUUAGAUGCUGCGAUUGAGAGGAAGGUGGGGAAGAAGAAGAAGAAGGCGAAGGACGGAGACUCCGAGGAGGAUCAUCUGAACUUCACGAGCUUUGGGCUCGCGCUCUGCUGCCGUUUGUUGGCGCUUGGUUGGCGCAUCGACAUGUUGAGCCAUUGUCGUUCAGUACGGGGUCCCAAACCCCCGCUUAGGUACCUUCGCGCGAAACGAACAUCGAGAACGUCGGCGCGUCUUUGA
Messenger RNA from Peniophora sp. CBMAI 1063, 744 nucleotides. Lineage: Eukaryota; Fungi; Basidiomycota; Agaricomycetes; Russulales; Peniophoraceae. The record is from the annotation of a GenBank genome assembly.